Mesorhabditis spiculigera is the source of this 1623-nucleotide messenger RNA. The record is from the annotation of a GenBank genome assembly. Lineage: Eukaryota; Metazoa; Nematoda; Chromadorea; Rhabditida; Rhabditidae.
AUGGCCCCUGCUACUGUUGCUGCUGCAGCUGGCGGAAAAGCUUCUUCUGCCUCCGGCGCGGAGCGGUGCUUCCAGGACAAGGACAAGCCCGCCGGUGUCAGGAACAGCAACAUUAUUGCAGCAAAGGCCGUCGCAGAUGCUGUCCGCACCUCUCUUGGGCCCCGCGGAAUGGACAAGAUGAUUCAGUCUGCCAAUGGAGACGUCACGAUUACUAACGAUGGUGCCACUAUCCUCAACCAGAUGUCUGUCAUUCACCCGACCGCUAAGAUGCUCGUCGAUCUUUCCAAGGCUCAAGAUAUUGAGGCCGGUGAUGGCACUACUACUGUCGUCGUCACAGCUGGUGCCUUGCUAGAUGCUGCUCAGACGCUUCUUUCCAAAGGCAUCCAUCCCACCAAGAUCAGUGAUUCUUUCCAACGUGCCGCCACCGAAGCUGAAAAUAUUUUGGAGAAGAUGAGCAGCCCCGUCGAUCUCAGCAACGAUGAGCUGCUCGUCAAGAUGGCCACCACUUCUUUGAACAGCAAGGUCGUCUCGCAGCACUCGUGGCUGCUCGCCCCAAUGGCUGUCAACGCCGUCAAGAAGAUCAUCGAUCCGGCUAAGGAUACGAACGUUAACCUCAACAUGAUCAAAAUUAUCAAGAAGCUGGGCGAGACUGUCGAGGAGAGCGAGUUGAUUGAGGGAGCCUUGAUUGAUCAGAAGACGAUGGGCCGUGGAGGGCCUACCCGCGUCGAGAAGGCCAAGAUCGGCCUCAUCCAGUUCCAGCUUUCUGCCCCCAAAACGGAUAUCGAAAACCAAGUGAUCAUCUCCGACUACACGCAAAUGGACCGUGCCCUGAAGGAAGAGCGCCAGUACUUGCUCAACAUUUGCAAGCAGAUCAAAAGCGCCGGCUGCAACGUGCUCCUUAUCCAGAAGAGCAUCUUGAGGGACGCUGUUUCGGAGAUGGCACUCCAUUUCCUAGCCAAGCUGAAGAUCAUGGUCGUCAAGGACAUUGAACGCGACGAUAUUGAAUUCUAUUCGAAGAUUCUCGGUUGCCGUCCCGUUGCCUCUUUGGACCAUUUCGUGGCCGAGUCGCUUGGUAGCGCCGAUUUGGCUGAGGAGAUUUCUACGGGCGGUGAUUCCAAGGUUAUCAAGGUUACUGGUGUCCAAAACCCAGGACAGGCUGUGUCUAUCCUUCUGCGCGGAUCGAACAAGCUUGUGUUGGAAGAGGCUGAUCGUUCUCUGCAUGAUGCCCUUUGCGUGAUUAGAUGCUUGGUGAAGAAGAAGGCCCUGCUUCCAGGUGGUGGCGCCCCGGAAAUGGAAGUGGCUGUCCAACUCCGACAACUUGCGCAGGAGCGCAGCGGAGCCGAGCAGUACUGCUGGAGGGCGUUUGCUGAUGCUUUGGAACUGAUCCCGUUCACACUUGCCGAAAAUGCCGGUCUUUCUCCGAUCCACACCGUCACCGAGUUGCGCACACAACACGCGAAUGGUCACAGCGACUUCGGAAUCAACGUCCGCAAGGGUUACGUGACAGACAUGCGAGAAGAGGCCGUUCUUCAGCCCCUGCUCGUCUCCAGCUCUGCUAUCAAACAAGCCGCCGAAUGCGUGCGAUCCAUUCUCAAGAUUGACGAUAUCGUUAUGGCCGUUCGC